This is a messenger RNA of Rhineura floridana, 1629 nucleotides long. RefSeq names its product monoacylglycerol lipase ABHD6-like. The transcript is spliced from 9 exons. The record is from RefSeq and is a predicted model, not a curated record. Lineage: Eukaryota; Metazoa; Chordata; Lepidosauria; Squamata; Rhineuridae. Gene Ontology annotation, molecular function: catalytic activity. Bases 73 to 1068 code for a protein of 331 amino acids.
GAGAGGGGAACGGAGAGAUCACAUAGAAGUGGAGUCAGAAGGCAAGGCAAGGAAAGAUAACCUUUUGUUGGCAUGGAUAUCACUAUGAUCAGGAUACUACUGAGGAUCACAGUCUUCUUUGUGGGUAUCGUUUCAGCUAUCCUUGACAUAAUAUAUUCCCACUGGCCUUCACUAAUGUUCAGGAUUAUGUUAUGGUACAAACAUCAGAAAAUGGGUGUGCAGAUGAAAUACGUUGAGCAUGAGGGCUACAGGUUCUGUUACUUCUGCCGAGGAAAGCCAGGAUCCCGGCCAUCCGUGCUGAUGCUUCAUGGGUUCCCGUUCAACAAAGACAUGUGGUUAAAUGCAAUCCAACUCUUUCCAAAGGACCUUCACCUGAUCUGCCUUGACAUGCCUGGUCAUGGAGAAACCACUCGCCUGCUGACAGAAAAUUACAAAGCCAUUAAUCAAGCUAAAAAGAUACAUCAGUUUGUCGAGUGUACUGGUCUGAACCAAAAGCCUUUCCACCUGGUUGGCAUGUCCAUGGGCGGAAUGGUUGCUGGCAUUUAUGCUGCCCAGUAUCCAUCAGAGAUCUCUGGCUUGUCCCUCCUUUGCCCAGUUGGCCUACGGUAUCCAACAGAUAAUGAAUUCAUCAAAUAUGUGAAGGAGCUCCAGAAAUCUACCAACUCGUACAGCAAUCCUCUUCUUUUCACUGCAAAACAGGGAGAAGAUUUUCUUAAAUUUGGAUUAUACUAUCCAAGCAAAAGAAAUAUGCAGGUCCUGAAAGGAUAUCUUGAAGAUAAGAGACCACAUAAGUAUUUUUUCUUAAAAUGUUUUUUAGACAUGACCAGUGUGGAGUCCAGGUACAGUUUCCAUGACAACUUGAGCAAGAUCAGGGCUCCAACACAAGUCAUCUGGGGAAGGGAUGACAAGGUGAUGGAUCCUUCUGGAGCAGAAAUUGUAGCCAAAGCCAUUCCUGUCUGCCAAGUGCACACAUUGGAGAAAUGUGGACACUUCAUUACUCUUGAUAGGCCCAGGAAACUGUCAAAGCUUCUUCUGGAAUUCUACAGUUCAAUAUUUGGCACAACAUAGAAUAAGAAGGUGGCAUAAACCUCGCUAAGGAGCAGCUGGUUGGGAAGAUUCAAAGCAACGCUUUACCACAAAAAGAACAAUAUGGAAAUAGCAUUAUGGAUGUCUGUGAUGGUUUCUGUCAUUUUUUACAAGAGGCCAUUUUUGGAAUAUGGGCUAAUCAUGGGCAUAGAGAGAACUGAGGGCUUUAAUGCCUCAAUUUGUACACUGUAACUGUUGGCGUGUGCGUGUAUAGAUCAUACAAGGAAGAAUCCAAGAGUCGCAUAGAACAGUAAAUAAGCCAGGCCAGGCAAGUUCUUGUAAGAGUCUUUACUAGGCAAAGACAUUAGACACAGUUCUCUUCACAGACAGUUUUUCCCCCACACUGCGUUUUUCCAAGCAUCCCACCUUAUCAGGCUUCCCAGCCAGCUACUGACCUUGGCAAACUGGCGCUCUGUUCUUCCAGCUUAACCCUUCUGCUUCAGGUUUCACUCUCUCUGCUAAAAACCCUGUCUGUGAGUCUCACAGCAUGCUUCACUGACCAACAGCCCCCACCUGAGACUCACAGAUUACAAAACUUCAUUG